AUGAUCUGUACACUUCAGGGAGUACUAGGGACCCCAACAGUCAAUCUCGAUGGGGAAGAAGGCACGAAGACUCUCGGAGUAGGAUGGAACCCGCAGAGAGACACAAUAAGCUUCGCCUCGAGGGAUUUGAAGUUGAAAGCACUGACGAAGAGAUCCGUACUCUCGAGCAUCUCCCAGCUGUAUGACCCUCUAGGCCUCGCGUCAGCCGUCACGAUCAAAGCAAGAGUAGCGCUGCAAGAGGUUUGGAGGGCAGAACAGUUCGACUGGGACGAUCCCCUUCCAGAAGAAACAACUGUCAUGUGGCUUUCACUACUGAAAGAGAUCGUAAGCCUGAAGGAGGUCCAAAUCCCGAGAUGUCUCAAGCCCCAUAACGCAGGCGACCGAUCAGAGCUUCACGUGUUCGCCGACGCAAGCUGUAAGGCAUAUGGCGCCGUCGCCUACCUUGUCUGGCCGACUCCGCAAGGCCCAGAGGUCCGCAUUGUGGCAGCGAAAGCCAGAGUAGCACCACUGCGCCAAUCAACAGUCCCUAGACUAGAGCUGAUGGCAGCUCUCGUAGCCUCCAGACUCGCGAAAACCAUCGUCUCAGAGCUCAAGACAAAGCCGGAGAGCGUCGUCUUGUGGUCGGACUCCACGAUAGUCCUGUCCUGGUUAAGAUCCCGGUCCUCCGCAUUCAAGCCCUUCGUAGGUGUUCUCAUCGCCGAGAUCCAGUCCGAGUGGGAACAAGGUCACUGGAGACAUGUACCGACGGAUCAAAAUCUAGCUGACGACCUAAGCAGAUGCAUCACUGUUGAAGAGCUAAGCAAAGGAAGAUGGAUGAGCGGUCCACCCUUCCUCAAGAAACCGAGAGCUGAUUGGCCUAUCGAGGCGGCCGUAACCCAAGAAGAAGAAGAUCCGGAAAGAAAGAAAGAGACGCCAGUAAGUGCAAUCGCCGCCGCCGUCCAGGAGGAACCACUACUAGAUCCGCAAUCCCAAUCCAGAUGGAGUCGCCUUGUGAGGAUCACCGCAUAUUGUAUGCGAUUUGUAAGCAACCUCAAGUCCAGUGUGAAGAACCCAGAGCAGAAGAAAACUAGUCACCUAGCACCUGCAGAAAUCGAAGCCGCUGAAGAGUAUUGGCUGCGGUUCAGUCAGCGAGCCAUGAAGACAGAAGACUACCCGAAUCUGUAG
Molecule: messenger RNA, 1164 nt
Organism: Nematostella vectensis (starlet sea anemone)
Lineage: Eukaryota; Metazoa; Cnidaria; Anthozoa; Actiniaria; Edwardsiidae
Exons: 2
Coding region: 1-1164 (387 amino acids)
Molecular function (GO): RNA-DNA hybrid ribonuclease activity; nucleic acid binding
Source: RefSeq, a predicted model, not a curated record